Colletotrichum truncatum is the source of this 1953-nucleotide messenger RNA. RefSeq lists its product as uncharacterized. The record is from RefSeq and is a predicted model, not a curated record. Lineage: Eukaryota; Fungi; Ascomycota; Sordariomycetes; Glomerellales; Glomerellaceae.
AUGUCAUCGCUACAUAAUGAUGGGGUCAGCAGUCCAGGAAAUAGUUUCUGUUCUGUAAGCCGACAAUCAAGCCUUAACGACCAGAGCUCGACACUGCUUGGGGCCGCAGAAAUGCACUCAGUAUGGACCUCAACCGACGGCCGUCCCAUAGGCCAUGGCGUGGCCAUAAAGCGCAAGCCCGCUCCAUCCAUUCACUUAACCGAAGCCGCACCCCUCGUAUCUGACGAUACAUACCAGGUACCAACAAAAGAUUUCCUGCCUUCAAGACCAUCAAAGAAUAUAAAGGCAUUCCACUGGUGGUGGUGGUGGGAGAUUGCUGCCGCUUUCCUAAGCAUCACCAGUAUGUGCCUAAUCAUCGCCGUGCUAUUCCAUGUACAGAACAGACCACUGGCGAAAUGGACUUGGAAUAUCCAGCCGAGCUCUGUGAUUUCGGUCUUGACUACCAUUGGUAAAACUGCCAUGAUGGUGCCCAUCACCGCUUGUCUAAGUCAACUCAAGUGGAGACAUGUGCAGUUGCGUCCUCGGCCUUUGAAUCAUCUGCAAGUCUUUGAUGACGCCAGUCGCGGACCCUGGGGAUCUGCCGUUAUGGCUUGGAAGUUACCUUCCCAAUCGUUUCUCGGCUGUGCUCUUGCAUUUGUCACUAUUGUCGCUCUUGGAAUCGAGCCUAGUGCACAGAAUAUACUCGACUUUCCUAUCCUUGAGUGGAAUGCCACAACGGAUCUGGCGGCCAACCUGGCUAAAGCAGAUAUCUACUUCUCCAAGGGUUUCUUGCAGCUUCGAGGGAAUAAUUGGCAGCUCUGGGUUCCCAACUCAGACCUUCCCAACUUCCAGGCAGCUCUUCUCAAUGGGCUCUCUGGCGCAGUAUUUGAGCCAAACUACGACUGUCCUGGGACAGCCACGCGUUGCUCGUGGACCAACUUCACUAGUCUAGGUGUUUGUAGCAGCUUCCGCGACGUCACAGUGCAAUCGACGCGUAAUUGCACAGUUAUCAAGAAGAAUGACUCCGUACAGAACUGUUCAUAUGUCAUCCCCGGUCGAAUGUCUUCGGAUCGCCCCGUGCUUCAAUACUACAAUAAUGGACCUGCGUCACUAAAAGAUAGCCAGAUCCUCUACAGUGACUUUGAUUUCGAUGUCGAGCGGGUCGGCCAGUUAACGAUCGUGAGACACAGCACGGAUAAGUGGCCGGAGGACUUUGUACCACCUUCCCCCGAAAUAUUUCUUGCCGACUUUGACUGGUGCAUCAAGACCUACGCAAACACGAGUGCGACAGCUGGGAAGCUUGAUUCUGGCACGAGCGAAUCGGAGAUACUGAAGUUCAAAGAGGUCAUCAUCGACCCUGACGAAAGUUCUUUGGGUGCCGAGUCCGUCGUGUACCAAACAUCGGAUAAUAGCACGCAGUUUGAGAUGGUGCGUAUGGCCAAGGAAUGGCUCCCGAGGUAUUUGCAGAAUCUACUACGUGGGGAGCUUUUCCAGCAGGUUGCGGGUCAUCGUCCUGACAAGACGCCGGGGCCAAACACGGCGAUGAACUUAGAGUUUGUGCUUUUCAACGCCGCAGAUAUUAAAGUCGUCACCGAUAAUCUUGCAACCACAAUCACAAACCAGAUUCGAAGUGGCAGCCCAGGAGACAAUCGCAAUUCAACGAUGCUACGGGGUGAAGUGUACAAGACGGAGACUUUUGUGGUGGUGCGGUGGCCAUGGUUGAUUUUGCCUGUCCUUGAGACAGUUGUGACGGCUAUACUGCUGGUUAUCAGCAUCCUGAUGACGGCUAAAGGGCCGCUGUUGAAGACUUCAGUCAUUGCUUUGUUAGCAUACCCGCUCUAUGGCUGGGCAGAUGACGAAACUGCUGUCAACGGUCACCAGACCGCUGAGAAGUUUGAUAAGUUAUCACAAUCGUUGAAUGGAAGGCUUGAAAAUGGUGAUGGCAACUGGAGGUUUGUUAAGGCACAAGUGUGA